GGUUUUAUUUUUCUUUGCCUAAAAAUGAGUUAUGAAAUGGCUCUUUUGCCCCUUGCCUUAGUAAACUAGUAAGCCUGCUCGUUCUCAACCUCACGUACGCUCCCAGCCCAGGAGUCCGCUCCUCCCAGGCACAAGCAAAGCAGCCGCUCGCGGAGCUUCCCGGCGACCCUCCCGACAGUGUGCUCUCUGCUAGUGGCUCCAGCUCCUUCGCCCUCUCCUUCACUCCAUGUGCUCAUUAAUCUGAAAUUGGUUGGGGAUUUGAGCUGGGAUGGAUCCUGCUUGUGUUUCAGAAGGGGAUAAUUCAAAGAACCUGCAUAAAAUAGAUGUUACCGUCAACUCUUAUUUCGCCGUUCUUGAUGGUAAAAAGGUGUACAAUCGAGGCAGAACAAUAAAUUUGGUUGUGAAUCCAGAACACUAUACACUUAUUGAUUUAGAGAAAGAUGUGGAUUCAUAUUUCAAAUGGGGUAGCUGCCAAAAGCCAAUUUUCUGGGUUGUUGAAAAGGGUGACAAAUGGCAAUGUAAGUUGACUUCAGAUGCUCAGCUUAGUGACCUGGUAAGUUCAUUCGAUCUGGUGAAGUUAUUUAUGACAAUGGGAAGAUGUAAGGAGGGAGAGGAGACGCUGCAUGUUGUGACCGAUGUGGUGGGCAAGGAGAUGCUAGCUGCAGCAUAUCCGGUGGGCAAGGAGAUGGAUGUAGACAAUAUUGUCUAUGAAGAGAUGCAUGUAGAUGAGGUGAUUGGCACAACAGACAAUGGAGAGGAGGGUAUGCAUGAAGACAUGGACAAGCAACCAGAAUGGAGAGAAGUGCCUGAAUAUGGUCAAACAACUGCAGGGGCACCAGUGGUUGAUCUGAUGGAUAAAAUUAGAGAGAAGAUCAUGGAAAAGAUUGCCACAAGGCAAGAUAUUGCCAAUAGACUUGAAGGUCAUAUCCUUCCAAGUGUGCUACAUGAGCUAAACAUGAAAAGUAGAGGGCUUAAUUAUGAUUUUAGCAAAAGUGGGUUACUAGCAGCCGAGAUUUCUGGAACAACAAAUGAAGGGAAGACAUGGAGGUAUGGUGUUGACCUUAACAAAAGAACUUGUGGCUGUGGACAAUGGGAGGUGUCUGGAAAACCAUGCACUCAUGCUAUCUUUUCACUUGGAAAAUUUAGACAGAAAGAGUUAAAAAUCGAGGAUUUUGUGGAUGAUUACUACUCAGUAGAGAGGUUUAAACUUGCUUAUCAAUUUGAGGUCAUUCCAAUGGGUGACAAAUCUCAAUGGCCAAAGAAUGACCCCGGUUUUGAAAUGGUCCCUCCACCAUUAGAAAGGCCUGCUGGGAGACCAAGGAAGCAGAGAAUUAAGGCUAGUGGAGAGCCAGGAAAAAGAGGUCCAUAUCAAUGUAAAAGGUGCUUCAAGUUUGGACAUAUAGAGAAGGGAUGCAAUGCAACUCAAGCUGAACUAGAGCAGGAGCUUCCACCACCUCGUCCAAAAAAACAAAAAAAGCAAAGCAAAACCAAAUCCGAAGCUUAUGAAAACUCCACAAAAGGUGCUGAGCCAUCAAACAUUGAUGUUGAUCCAAAACUAACUUCAAGCCCAGGUGUUACGACAAGAAGGAUGGCGUCCCUCUCUCCGGCAAGAGCAAGUCCAUGUGUUACCACAAGGAGGAUGGCGUCCCUGUCUCCAACCAGUCCGGGUGUGUCAACAAGAAGGAUGGCAUUUAUCUCACCUGGAGGAAUCAACCGCAGGCUUAUCAUUGAUUAGUUGUAUUAGUGCAAUGUUAGCAUGUACUGUAACUUAGUUUAUGGCAUGCUCCAUGGCUAGCUUUUGGGCAUUUGUCUAGUUACCAUGUGAACUAGGGUCUCUGUGAACUAUGAACAGCUUGUAGUCUUAUGCCAAGUCGUUAUGCACGGACAAAAUUAGUAUUAUAUCAUAUUUUAAUGUGUUUAUGGUCUCUUUGAUCUGUUAUAUUCUACGUUGGAAGGGGCAAGGGCAUUUGUGUCCUAUUUAACUGUGA
Zea mays is the source of this 1988-nucleotide messenger RNA. RefSeq lists its product as uncharacterized. Lineage: Eukaryota; Viridiplantae; Streptophyta; Magnoliopsida; Poales; Poaceae. The transcript has 4 exons. The record is from RefSeq and is a predicted model, not a curated record. Bases 269 to 1735 code for a protein of 488 amino acids. Gene Ontology annotation, molecular function: zinc ion binding.